CUCUCCUUGAAGGGGUACGUCAGCGAAAGUGUGCCAAGAGUGCAUAUUAUUUGCAGCUGUUCUCUUCGACGCGCGUGUCGUGCUCAAGCAUUGUUCAAAUAUAGUCACUCCAAGGCUUCCAUCGUAUAAUUAGGCCCGGCGGUACGGUAAAUCGUUCCUCUACCAUCGCACCACCUUUGAAUCUGACAGCGACCCCUCCUAACCUCUGCGCGCUUCACCACAGUCGCAAUUAUGAAUGUGAUCAAGCUUCAAAGAAAAUACCCACAGUUCGACCAAGGUGCCAUCUUCGGGCUUCAAGAUGCAUUCCGUAAACUCGACGUUGACGAUAAAGGCUACCUUGACGAGGCCACCGUCAUAAAGGCUACACAAACAUCAGAGCGCCAGCCGUAUGAUGUCGUCCGCCAGGCGCUGAAAGAAGUGGAACUAGAUAGCUCAAGGAGGGUCGAGCUCGACGACUAUGUUGACCUCAUCUCGAAAUUGAGACAAUCUUCUCCUGCGCAACAGCGCAUGUCGACUGGUCCAACACGACCACGAGGUCUCAGUGGCGCAGCGCCACCCCAAUCCCCACAGCAUGCGCACAAGAGCAGUCAAGGUGCCAGUGGCGGAGGAAGAAUCCAAGUGCAAGGAUCGUCUGCCAACGUCACCCAUACCAUCAACGAGGAUGAACGCACCGAGUUCACCCGACACAUUAAUACAGUUUUGGCCGGCGACGCUGACAUUGGGGACCGACUACCUUUCCCGACCGACACGUUCGAGAUGUUCGACCAAUGCAAGGAUGGUUUGGUACUAGCAAAGCUGAUCAACGAUAGCGUACCAGACACGAUUGACGAGCGUGUUCUCAAUAGGGAGGGCAAGAAGAUUAAGAAGUUGAAUGCUUUCCACAUGACCGAGAACAAUAAUAUUGUUAUCGAAUCCGCAAAGGGUAUUGGAUGUUCAGUCGUGAAUAUUGGUAGCGGAGACAUUAUUGAAGUACGAGAACAUCUCAUUCUUGGCUUGAUCUGGCAGGUGAUCAGAAGAGGUCUGCUCGGCAAGAUCGAUAUCAGGCUGCACCCGGAGCUGUAUCGUCUUUUGGACGAUGAUGAAACUUUGGAGCAGUUCUUGAGGUUACCGCCAGAGCAAAUCUUGCUUCGAUGGUUCAACUACCACCUUAAAAAUGCUAAGUGGCACAGAAAUGUGUCGAACUUUUCCAAAGACGUAUCCGAUGGUGAAAACUAUACCGUCCUGCUCAACCAAUUGAAACCUGAUAUUUGCUCGAGAGCACCACUUCAGACGCAGGAUCUUCAUCAGCGCGCCGAGCAAGUCCUCGAUAACGCCGACCGCCUAGAUUGCCGCAAAUUUCUUACGCCAAAGUCACUGGUGGCUGGAAAUCCGAAGCUCAAUCUUGCAUUCGUUGCCAAUCUGUUCAAUACCCACCCUGGUCUAGAUCCCAUCACGGAAGAAGAAAAGGCGGAUAUUGAGGACUUUGAUGCCGAAGGUGAACGUGAAGCUCGUGUGUUUACCCUGUGGCUCAACUCCCUGGACGUGCAACCCACGGUAGUAUCGUUCUUCGAUGAUCUGCAAGAUGGCACUAUUCUCUUACAGGCGUACGACAAAGUCAUUCCUGGUAGUGUGAACUGGCGGCACGUCAACAAGAGACCUGCAAGUGGUGGUGAAGUCAUGCGCUUCAAGGCUGUGGAAAACACAAACUACGCUGUAGAGCUCGGGAAACAGAAUCACUUCUCACUAGUCGGUAUUCAAGGAGCCGACAUCACUGACGGUCAGCGGACUCUGACGUUGGGCAUGGUGUGGCAACUGAUGCGCCGUGACAUAAUCUCGACUCUUUCGGCUCUAGCUCAACGACUAGGCAAACGCGAAAUUACAGAUGGAGACAUGGUCAAAUGGGCGAACGACAAGGCACGCCAAGGCGGCGGCAAGUCUCCAGCAAUCCGCAGCUUCAAGGACUCUACUCUUGGUACCGGUGUAUUCCUACUCGAUGUUCUGAGCGGCAUGAAGAGCAGCUACGUCGACUAUGACAUGGUUGCAAGCGGCAGAUCAGACGAGGAAGCGUACAUGAAUGCCAAACUCGCUAUCAGUAUUGCUCGUAAGAUGGGGGCCACCAUCUGGCUGGUUCCCGAGGAUAUUGCCAAUGUCCGCAGUCGACUCAUCACCACCUUCAUUGGCAGUCUGAUGUCCACUUCCGAACGAUCGGGAUGAUAGUUCGGAAGAGUGUGUGUUCAUUCCGAUGCCACAUCACAGCAGAAUCGCGGGCUCGCUCAGGUUAAUGCUGAUGAGAUGCAAUGGAUGGAUGGGUGGUGCUAAAUAAGCGUGUGAAGGAGUUGUCAAACGAAUGCAUGCGGCGGGUAAAAGCGCGUGCUUCUCCAUAGCUUUGGUUAUCAAUACAGUAUAAGACUUCCUCUUACGAUCCUUUCGGCAGGCGAGAGGCUACACCCGAGGCCUUCUCCAUGCCAAAACACACUGAUAUGCGUGUACAUGCUUACUAUAGGUGAAUACCGAUCGACAAUAUUGCUUUCCCAGGAGUAAGACUGAGCA
Molecule: messenger RNA, 2529 nt
Organism: Pseudovirgaria hyperparasitica
Lineage: Eukaryota; Fungi; Ascomycota; Dothideomycetes; Acrospermales; Acrospermaceae
Product: fimbrin
Exons: 4
Coding region: 232-2193 (653 amino acids)
Biological process (GO): actin filament bundle assembly; actin filament network formation
Cellular component (GO): actin filament; actin filament bundle; cytoplasm
Molecular function (GO): calcium ion binding; actin filament binding
Source: RefSeq, a predicted model, not a curated record